CCCACACGGCAGUCCUUGGGCAUAAUGAAGGCCAAGCUCAAGGGCGCUGAGACGGGACACAGUCUACUAAAGAGGAAAAGCGAAGCUCUAACGAAGCGUUUCCGAGAAAUCACCCGGCGCAUCGACGAGGCCAAGCGCAAGAUGGGGCGGGUGAUGCAGAUUGCGUCGCUAUCGCUCGCCGAGGUGACGUACGCGGUUGGGGGAAACAUUGGGUACCAGAUCCAGGAGUCGGCCAAGUCGGCGCGCUUCCGCAUCCGCGCCAAGCAGGACAACGUGUCGGGCGUGCUGCUCCCGGCCUUUGAGAGCUACCUGACCGAGGGCAACAACGACUUCGCCAUGACGGGGCUCGGCAAGGGCGGGCAACAGGUCCAGCGGUGCCGGGAGACGUACGCCCGGGCCGUCGAGGCCCUGGUCGAGCUCGCCAGCUUGCAGACGGCGUUUGUCAUCCUCGAUGAGGUCAUCAAGGUUGUUAAUCGGAGAGUGAAUGCUAUCGAACAUGUCAUUAUCCCGAGGACUGAGAACACUAUCAAGUACAUCAACGCAGAGCUCGACGAGCUUGAUAGAGAAGAGUUCUACAGACUUAAAAAGGUUGCAAACAAGAAGCAACGGGACACUGCCGAGCAGGAUGCCGAGAUCAAGAAGAGGAGGGAAGCGCAUGAAGCGAGUGAUCGGGAGAAACAAGCGUCAGAGGCACAAGAAACCGGCCCCGCGGAUAUUCUAGCAGCUGAAGAAGACGAAGACGUCAUCUUCUAAUGGACAGGGCCACCCUCCGGUUUGGCUGUCUGGUUUGUAAAUUUCUCGUUAUACCUGUCGCUUCAUAGGCAUAGGCGCAUGUAGGGAGUUAUUCUGUUGUGUAUUGCAUGGGCUGCAAUGGGUAUCUAUGGUUCUUUCCUGAUCUCAACCUCUUCCCUGAGCGUAACCCGGCCACAGAGAACCAAAACGCCUCACCUGAGCUAUCCGUAAAACUGUUCAUCCU
Messenger RNA from Canariomyces notabilis, 976 nucleotides. RefSeq names its product ATP synthase subunit D. Gene Ontology annotation, molecular function: proton-transporting ATPase activity, rotational mechanism. The coding region runs from base 25 to 753 and encodes 242 amino acids. The transcript is spliced from 7 exons. Gene Ontology annotation, biological process: vacuolar acidification. Gene Ontology annotation, cellular component: vacuolar proton-transporting V-type ATPase complex; fungal-type vacuole membrane. NCBI's taxonomy places the organism in Eukaryota, Fungi, Ascomycota, Sordariomycetes, Sordariales, Chaetomiaceae. The record is from RefSeq and is a predicted model, not a curated record.